AAAACAUUUUGAAAUGAUCAAAAAAUUUCCAAUCUAGGGUCGUGCAACUUCUUUCCAUUUUUCUCAUUUCUCUUUCUCUCUCCUAUUUCGCACUUUCUCACUCCUAUUUUGCACUUUCUCUCUCUCCUAAUUCCCAUUCAUUGGAAUACAUGACAGUAACUUCUUCGUUCUCCGGUUAACUUCUUCGUUCUCCGGUUAACUUCUUCGCAAUACGUGUCUACCUACUGUAGAAAAUUGGCAUAUAUCGUCCUCCAUGGAAGCUUGAAGAUGUAAAGUAGUUCGAACUACUAUAGCAAACUAGCAAUUUCGUCCUCAAUUAAAGCUCGGUCAAGAUUCAAAGUCCUUCAUUGAGUCCGAAAAAGAUUCAAAGUGAUAUUGAAAUCUAGCCCAUGUGAUGGAGAUAACGAGUGAGACAGUGAUUAAGAAACCGAAACGAUUAACUUCGGUUGUUUGGAACCACUUUGAAAGAGUAAAGAAGGCUGAUAUAUGUUAUGCUGUUUGUGUACAUUGUAAUAAGAGGUUAAGUGGAUCAAGUAAUAGUGGAACAACACAUUUGAGAAAUCAUUUGAUGCGAUGUUUGAAAAGAUCCAACUAUGAUGUUUCUCAGCUGCUUGCAAAGAGACGGAAAAAGGAUAACACCGUUACCCUUACAAGCUACAACUUUGAUGAUGGGCAACCCAAGGAUGAACAUAUUCCAGUUGCUGCUAUUAAGUUUGAGCCAGAGCCUAAAAGGGAAGAGGCUAUAUCAAUUGGGAGUAUGAAGUUUGACCAAGAGCGAAGUAGGAUGGAUCUUGCCCGUAUGGUUAUUUUACAUGGUUAUCCGUUGGCCAUGGUUGACCAUAUUGGCUUCAAAGUAUUUGUAAAAAAUCUGCAGCCAAUGUUUGAUAUUGCAACAAAUAGUGCACUAGAGCUUGACUGCAUUGCAAUCUAUGAGAAAGAGAAACAGAAAGUCUAUGGGAUCCUAAACAGACUAAGGGGCAGGAUUAGUGUUGCUGUCGAUCUCUGGAAUUCACCCGAGAAUGCCAGAUACUUGUGCCUUACGGCCCAUUAUGUUGACGAAGAGUGGAAGCUACAGAAGAAGAUACUAAAUUUCAUCAUGAUUGAUGCGGCCCAUACUGAAGACAUACACUCAGAAGUCGUUAUCAAAUGUCUGAUGGAUUGGGACAUUGAGCGACGUCUUUUUUCAAUGACAUUCGGUGACCUUUUCACCAGUGACGAUAUUGUCUCCAGAAUUAAAGAUCAUUUAGCUCAGAAUAGGCCUCUUCUGAGUUACGGCAAACUGUUCGAUGUGCGUUGUGCUGCACAUGCUCUGAAGUUGUUGGUUGGAGAUGCAAUGGAUGCGCUUUGCGAGGUCAUACACAAGAUUAGAGAAAGUAUUCGUUAUGUAAAGAGUACGCAAACAAUGCAGGGGAAGUUCAAUGAAUUAGUCACCCAAACUGGAAUAGAUAACCAGAAGAACUUACUAGCUGACUGCCCAAUGCGAUGGAACUCAACAUCUGUGAUGCUAGAAACAGCAUUGGCAUACAGAGCAGCUUUCUCUCUGUUGCAGGAGCAUGAUUCUGCGUAUACAGCUGGUCUAUCUGAAGAAGAGUGGGAAUGGAUGAAUUCGGUUACUGGCUACUUGAAGCUUUUUGUUGAGAUUACCAAUGCAAUUACCAGCAAUAAAUUUCCAACUUCAAAUAUAUACUUCCCCGAGAUAUGUGAUGUUCAUGUACAGCUGAUUGAUUGGUGUAAGAGCUCAGAUGAAUGUAUCAGAUCUAUGGCUCUAAAAAUGAAAGCUAAAUUUGACAUCUAUUGGAAGAAAUGCAGUUUGUCAUUAGCUAUAGCAGCAAUCUUAGAUCCCAGAUUCAAGAUGAAGUUGGUAGAGUAUUACUAUCCCCAAAUCUAUGGUAGUAGUGCAGAGGAUAACAUCAAAGAAGUCUCUGAUGGUAUUAGAGAGCUUUUCGACGAAUACUCGAUUGGUUCAGUAUCAGUUUCAGUUGAUCACGGUGUUGGAAGCAGUAAUGGUGGUAUUGGGAGCGACUCUAGGGAUCGAUUGAAAGGUUUUGACAAGUUUCUCCAUGAGACUUCGCAGGGUAAAAAUGCAGUUUCAGAUUUGGAGAAAUAUUUGGAGGAACCAGUCUUUCCCCGUAACUACGAUUUCAACAUUUUUACAUGGUGGAAAGUUCACACGCCAAGAUAUCCUAUCCUAUCCAUGAUGGCCCAAGAUGUUCUUGGUGUUCCCAUGUCAACCGUUGCACCUGAGCUGGCUUUUAGGACUGGGGGCAGGGUUCUAGACCAGUAUCGCAGUUCUCUAAGUUCAGAUACUGUGCAGGCUUUGAUAUGCACACAAGAUUGGCUGCGGACAGAAGUAGAAGAAUCUAGUCCACCAGGUCAUAGUGCUGUACCUUUGUGCAUUGAAGCAAGUUAGUCCCAUAGCAUGAGGCUUCAGUUGCUAAUCUCUUGAAUGAUUGGAUAUGUCUGGAUAAAUGAUCUGCAUUUUGGCGUCAUUCUUGAGAAUUGUUACGCGAUGCUAAGAGUUUACUUUUCAUUUGUAGGGUCAGAUGGCAAACUGCGAAUAGAUUUAUGUCAAUCCAGGUCUGGGUGAACAAUUCAGAUUUGCCCUUCUGGGUUAAAUUUCUGAUGUGUUAGAUUUUAGGAUUAGAUAAUUGCUUUCUGUUGGUGGAAAGGUUUUUGUACAAAUUGCGCCUUUCUCUAACUCUUGUGGAGGAUGAUGAUAUAGCAUUCUUAUAAAAGUAAAUUAAUUGUAGUGACGUUUUAUCUUUUGCUUGUGCAUCGUGAAUUUGAGAUCGCUUGGGUACUGCUUACUACCCAAAAGGACUAUGCACCGUAUAGCUUUAAAUAAACGCGGUACUUUAU
This is a messenger RNA of Beta vulgaris subsp. vulgaris (sugar beet), 2859 nucleotides long. Its product is annotated as zinc finger BED domain-containing protein RICESLEEPER 1. Lineage: Eukaryota; Viridiplantae; Streptophyta; Magnoliopsida; Caryophyllales; Amaranthaceae. Bases 395 to 2410 code for a protein of 671 amino acids. The record is from RefSeq and is a predicted model, not a curated record. The transcript has 6 exons. Gene Ontology annotation, molecular function: protein dimerization activity; DNA binding.